This is a messenger RNA of Athalia rosae (coleseed sawfly), 3866 nucleotides long. RefSeq names its product kelch-like protein diablo (gene dbo). Gene Ontology annotation, molecular function: protein binding. The transcript is spliced from 6 exons. The coding region runs from base 297 to 2168 and encodes 623 amino acids. The record is from RefSeq and is a predicted model, not a curated record. Lineage: Eukaryota; Metazoa; Arthropoda; Insecta; Hymenoptera; Athaliidae.
ACGGUGAUUUUUAAUGGUAGUAAUUGGAGGCUAUUGAGAUUAUUUGUUAAUUCGCGAGUAAAAUCAAAGAUGCGAAUAUUAAUAUCGGUGUUCAAUAAAAAUAUAAGAUAAGCUGAUCAUCGACAUGCGGUUGUGAAAAUAGAAGUGGGGCCCCGGGAGAUCGCACAAUUCUUAUAUUUUUAUCCUGGUGGUUCAGGAAAGUAUCAAAAGAAUAAAAAAGAGACAAAGAGAGAAACACCAAAUGAAGUAAAGCUGGCUGGGAAAUAAGUCUGAGACCCUGGUUGGUGGGUGAAUGAAUGGUGUUGCAGAUAGACUCGGUGUGGGGUUGGGCGUCACCCCCGCUGCGCCUCCAAUUAGCUGGGGGGUCUCGGGGCGCCCCGGGAAGUGCAGGGGCAAGUGCGGGUGCCCAAGCCUCACAAAGAAUGGGCGAAAUGGUGGUGGAGCGAGCUCCGUCUCCUCUACGCCUUGGCCACACCUCUGAGAAGCACCCCGGAACUACCCUGACGGAACUAAAUGUACUUAGACGUCACAGGGAAUUAUGCGAUGUUGUUCUCAACGUCGGCACCAGAAAAAUAUUUGCCCACAGAGUGAUUCUGUCUGCCUGCAGUCCCUACUUCAGGGCAAUGUUUACCGGAGAAUUAGCAGAGUCUAGGCAGACGGAGGUGACGAUCAGGGAUAUAGACGAGGUGGCCAUGGAGCAGUUGAUCGAUUUUUGUUACACCUCUCAAAUAAUAGUUGAAGAAGCUAACGUGCAAACUCUUUUGCCAGCUGCAUGUCUCCUUCAGCUAGCUGAAAUCCAGGAUGUUUGUUGCGAAUUCCUGAAGAGACAACUAGACCCUUCGAACUGUCUAGGAAUACGCGCUUUUGCAGACACCCAUUCCUGCAGAGAAUUAUUACGCAUUGCUGAUAAAUUUACACAGCAUAAUUUUCAAGAGGUAAUGGAGAGUGAAGAGUUUCUUUUGCUACCAGUCGGUCAACUGGUGGACAUCAUAUCGUCUGACGAAUUGAACGUAAGAACAGAAGAGCAAGUUUUCAGUGCAGUAAUGAACUGGGUGAAAUACAACGUAACGGAACGCAGGCAGCACUUAGCUUUAGUACUGCAACAUGUCAGACUGCCUUUACUAAGCCCAAAGUUCUUAGUAGGAACUGUAGGAUCAGACCUACUGGUCCGUUCAGACGACGCAUGUCGGGACUUGGUAGAUGAGGCUAAAAAUUAUUUACUCUUACCACAAGAACGGCCCUUGAUGCAGGGGCCAAGAACAAGACCAAGAAAACCAACUCGGAGAGGUGAAGUUCUCUUUGCAGUAGGUGGUUGGUGUUCAGGGGACGCUAUUGCUAGUGUGGAGAGGUUCGAUCCUAACACAGCUGACUGGAAAAUGGUUGCACCGAUGAGCAAAAGAAGAUGCGGAGUUGGAGUUGCCGUUCUCAACGACCUUUUAUAUGCAGUGGGAGGCCAUGACGGACAGAGUUAUCUAAAUAGUAUCGAGCGUUAUGAUCCACAGACUAAUCAGUGGUCUUGCGAUGUUGCUCCAACGACUUCCUGUAGGACUAGCGUAGGCGUAGCGGUAUUAGAUGGAUUCUUGUACGCGGUCGGAGGACAAGACGGCGUACAGUGUCUGAAUCACGUAGAACGGUAUGACCCAAAGGAAAACAAAUGGUCGAAAGUUGCCCCUAUGACGACAAGGAGGCUUGGAGUAGCAGUUGCCGUUUUAGGGGGUUACUUGUACGCGAUCGGUGGCUCAGAUGGUCAGUCGCCUUUGACUACGGUAGAAAGAUAUGACCCUAGACAAAACAAGUGGUCACAAGUUUCCCCAAUGUCAACUAGACGCAAACACCUUGGUUGUGCAGUGUUCAAUAACCUUAUAUACGCGGUAGGCGGUAGAGAUGACUGUAUGGAGCUCUCUAGUGCCGAAAAAUAUCACCCGCUAACUAAUUCUUGGAGCCCAAUUGUCGCCAUGACAUCUAGAAGAAGCGGGGUUGGCUUGGCUGUAGUAAACGGCCAGCUGUACGCCGUAGGUGGAUUUGACGGAACAGCGUACCUGAAAACUAUUGAAGUUUAUGACCCUGAGCAGAAUCAGUGGAGACUAUGUGGGUGUAUGAAUUAUCGACGAUUGGGUGGUGGCGUUGGAGUGAUGCGAGCCCCGCAGACUGAGAACUACAUUUGGUAGCUCAGGCCCCCCCCUUCAGCUCCGCAAGCUGAAAGCCCCGGAAUUCCCACAACCCCAACUGCACCCCUUUCUGUUCCUAUCGCGAUAACAACAACCCGAAAACGCUAUCGUCGUUCCAUGAGCAUCAUAUAAGUAAAUAACUACAUAAUCAUAUUGAAGAAAUAAGCAACCGUGGAAGCAUUUAUCAUCACCAAAAAACUUAACUGCGUAUGCAAGAACAAAAAAGAAACCCAUAUAUUAGGUAUUAAUUGUAGCUGCCUAAAAACAAAAAUGAAACAAAAUAAAAACAUAAAAAGCUCAUUAAGUAUAAUGAAAUAAAUAGCGAAAAAAAAAUUAUCAACUCGAAGGGUGUGUAAAUAAUUUCUUGAGAGCAAUGGCGAUUAGAUACUCACGUAAUUACUCGGCGCGCUGGGUCUAUCAAUACUAAGUAUCGUUUCCGAUUAUCAAAAAAAAAUUAUGUUCACAUCCGUAAAAAACUCACGCGUGCUGUCCUUAUUUAUUUUCAUACAGAUACACCCUUUCCACCCCACCAUUCUUAAGUUUUUUUUUCUAAAAAUAUCUUGAGACUCUACCCUGAUAUACUUUUUGAUCAAACUCUUUUAUACUUCUGUUUUCUAUUAACAUCAAUGUGAAAGAAAUAGGCGUAUCUAUUUGGCUAGUUACUACUUUUCAUUAGAGAAAAAACAAAAAAUUCUUUCAUCGGUUACCUUGAUUAUAGACAUAAUCUGUUAGAUAUUAUUUUACGAUACCAGAUAAAAAUCCAAGAAUCGUACUUGGCUAUAUUUUCUGGCCACCAAAAUUGACUAACAAAUUAGCGCUUAUUUUCUUUGAAAAAACAUUUGGAUGCACCGUAGAUAUUAACGUUCAAAGUUUUACCAUUAUACACAUUUAGCUGUAUCUCGUUGAUGUGAUCUAUUGCUGUUAACACUACACAUGACAUCACAAGAUAUGUGAAAUACAUAUUUAUAACUAUACAUUGAAUCAAAUUGUUUUUAAAUUUAGUGAAUUUAACAUUAGCUUAAUUAUUUGAAUAAUUCUCAUUUUCUCUCUCGACUGAGACACAGCAAUAACUUCAAUAAUUACGUUUCACCUGCACAGGAUUUUCCUUGUCGACUAAUUGCUGUCAAUCAUAAUACUCAGUGAACUGAAGAAAAUUUUUUAUUAUUAGGCUUGCGUUGGUUGCCAGAUAUAAAACAGAAUAAGAAAAAAAUAUAUAUAAAUGUGGCUGUCUCUGCUUGAAAAGCUUGAAUUAAUUUAAUUUACUAGGGGGAAAAAAAUAGUCGUCAAUCAUCUGGAAAAAAUAUUGUUUCAACAAUUUCAAAGACUUUGAAAAUUUUUGAACUAAUUCAUCUGAUCAGAAGUCUUGAUGUAAUUGAGAUGAUUACUGACUUUUAGUAUGUGUUUUUAGUUGAGUUAAUAAUUUCAACAAAGCUUUUACCGACUACACGAGCUUUUUCUUGCGUAUUUCUAAGUUAUUUUUUUUAUAAUUUUUUUUUUAUUACUAUUACCCGAUUAUUAUUUUUUUUAUAUUUCAAGGCCUGUCGAAGCGGUCGAAGGACUUGUACAAGGCGUCUACAAUAUGCGACAUUUCUAAUUAUCGUCUAAAAAACGUGGAUUGUGAACAAGCGUUUUUAGUUCUGUAUAUAUUGAUAAAACGUGUCCAAAAUGUUAAUGAAAUAUAUUUGUUGAAACUUAAAA